This is a messenger RNA of Fusarium fujikuroi IMI 58289, 474 nucleotides long. RefSeq lists its product as uncharacterized. Lineage: Eukaryota; Fungi; Ascomycota; Sordariomycetes; Hypocreales; Nectriaceae. The transcript has 3 exons. The coding region runs from base 1 to 474 and encodes 157 amino acids. The record is from RefSeq and is a predicted model, not a curated record.
AUGUCAGUAGCAAACCGAAGUGUCGAUACUUUUGCUGAGUUCUUCAUGAUACUACAAAGAAUACGGCAGCAGUGGCGUGAGCCAAAGCUGCACCUCCAGGCUGCGUCUUGGACAGUCCGCGAUAUUCAGAUGACGAACUCCGUUCCAGUGGCGAAGGAGAGCAUGCACGACGUUCCAUACAUCCGACCGGUCCCCACCAGUGCAAGCUCACAGCCCUGGACUCCCGUAUACCAUAUGGACGCCGAGGAGCCCGAGGACUUGAUUACGGCCCUGUCGAUGAAUCUGGAUGUCAAUGAGCUCGAUGCUGGAGUCCAUUCAGCUGUUGAUAGGAAGAAUGUUGAGGGGAAUAGACAGCGUCCAUCCCUGCCAUCGAUACGAGAAUGGGAUGUGACCGUGCGAGUCGACUUGAACAUUAAUGAGAAUAUAUCUGAGCAGUAUAGGGAGUCAGAUACCAAGACAGAUGGCUUUGUAUGA